UAGAGGUGUACUAGGUGAUAUCAGAGUGAUAUAACAAGAAGAGACAACAGUGGUUCAUCCAUUCGCAACAUUCAACCGUGGAAGAUGAGCUCUCUAACUUACCUUAGCUAAAGGGACAAUGGAGAAACAAAGAAUUAUAUUUUGGCUUAUUGCUUGGUGCGCUCAUUUAAGCAGUUUUCACGUAAGAGUUACCCAUGGUCUAGUUUAUGAAGUCACAUUCAUACCUAGUAAUGAAGAGUCAACGCCAUCUGCCGCUGUAUCGACAACGAAUGCCACUAUUGAAACAAACACAAAUGGCGAUGGUCAAUUAGCCCCCGUGUUGGUUGCAGCUAUAGUUGGUGGAUGUAUGGUAUUGCUUAUGAUCCUUGCUGUACUGGCCGUCUGUAUCUUCUACAGAGUCAGAGAAUGUAAGGACGAAAGAGACCUUGACGAUGACGAGUCUAACCCUAAUCUACUUGAUGUUCAACGCACAGGUUCAAUUUCAAGAUCAGGAAAAGAAAGUCUUAAUUCACCCAGUUUUGUGACAGAGUCAACGUUAAUCAAUGAUAGAGCCUCGCAUAUGUAUGAUGUACCUGAUGUAAGUCUUGAUUUAGAUAAGAACGAAUUGGGAAAUGGACCUAUUGUUACAGUAAGUGAGUAUGUUGAUACAGUUUGUCCGAAUGUAGAUGAAGCUGUAAAGCUGGAUGAUCAAAAGGACAAUCUGAGUAGUUUUUCAUUGGGAGGAAUUAGUUUAACAUCAGACGAACUUGACAUUGAUCUUUAUUCAUCAAAUGGUACGGUUGAGCUCACCGGGCUACCACGUUCGAAGGUUUACACAGGGGUGGAUAAUGUUGGUUUCGUUGACGACGAUGUACACUAUGCUGUAGCGGACACAAAGCGAAACUUGGGAGAUUCUGACAACGAAAUUCUAAAUGGUGGAGUUUCCAAAUCGGUUGAAAAUGGUCGCGUCACUGAUAGCGAAGUGCAAUAUGUUACAGCGGACACUAAGCAAUAUGUGGAAGACCCAACUAAUGAGAUGUCAAACGACAGUAUGGUUAAAGGGGUUGCCAAUAGUGCUGUUAACAAUCACGAAAUCCUAUAUGCGGUAGCAGACAUGAAACACCUCGUGGAAGAUCCCAGUCAUGAAAUUUCAAAUGAGGGAGUGCCCAUAGGGGUUCAUAAUAGUCGCGUCACUGCAGGCGAAAUCCAUUAUGAUACAGCGGACACUAAGCUGUAUGAGGAGAGCCCCGCUUAUGGAUUGUCAAACGAUAGAAUGAUUAUAGGGGCUGAUGAUAAUGUUGUCAAAGAUCAUGAAAUCCCUUAUGCAGUAGCAGACACGAAGGAACGCGUGGAUGACCCGAGCGAUGGAAUGUCAAAUGAUAGAAUGUCCAUCUCGACCCAAGAGUGUUUGGACGAUUUCGACAGAAUACUCAGCAACCAUUCAGAAUAUGAUACAAAUGACAUGCUGGGCAUAGAUUUAAGUAAUAAAAUAAGUAAACAAGUAGUUGAGAACAUUUAUAUUCCCAUGCCUGUCAACUUAGAUCAAAUAAAAGACAGUAUACCUGAGAAGCAUGGAAACAAGUCUAACUAUGGUGAUAAUGCCAUUCAUGCAUCACAACACGACAAAAGCCAUUUAUUUGAUCAAACCGACAGCACAAAAUCUACGGCAUUACAAGCCACUUCAGAACAAAUGAAGACUAAUGACCACAACAAGCCUAAUGAAGUUAAUAAUGAUACAGAUGCAAAUACUGAUUACGAAUCAAUUCCAAAACCUUUACCAAGACGAAAACACAGUUUUAAAAUGAAUGUUCAAGUACCAGAUAAUAUCCCCAACAAUGACAAUGCAACCACAGGUGACACGGAAACAAACUUGAAUGUGAAAUCAGAUAUAGUUUGAUUCGAUUUAUUUUCUGUUAUGUUGUGUGUCAAGAUGUUAAUAAAGAGUACAAUUUUAUUUUGUUAA
Molecule: messenger RNA, 1942 nt
Organism: Owenia fusiformis
Lineage: Eukaryota; Metazoa; Annelida; Polychaeta; Sabellida; Oweniidae
Source: the annotation of a GenBank genome assembly